Messenger RNA from Polyodon spathula (Mississippi paddlefish), 4185 nucleotides. Its product is annotated as serine/threonine-protein kinase WNK3-like. The transcript has 16 exons. The record is from RefSeq and is a predicted model, not a curated record. Gene Ontology annotation, molecular function: chloride channel inhibitor activity; protein serine/threonine kinase activity; potassium channel inhibitor activity. Gene Ontology annotation, biological process: monoatomic ion homeostasis; intracellular signal transduction; positive regulation of sodium ion transmembrane transporter activity. Gene Ontology annotation, cellular component: cytosol; cytoplasm. NCBI's taxonomy places the organism in Eukaryota, Metazoa, Chordata, Actinopteri, Acipenseriformes, Polyodontidae. The coding region runs from base 1 to 4185 and encodes 1394 amino acids.
AUGUCGUACAGCAGCAGCUCAACAGCCAGCGCAGAAACAGGCGGAGCAGCCGCAAGGCUCAAGACCAGGCAGCAACAGGCCUCAGUUACAGUCAACAAGCAAGAAACAACAGCGGAUCAAUUCAAGGACAGCAGCAGCAGCAACAGGCUCAGCUACAGCAACAGUUACAGGCUCAGGAACAACAGCCACAGUCAGUUCAACAGGACCUGUUACUACAGCAACAACAGGCUCAAUUACAACAGACAACAGGAUCAGUUACAGCAGCAGCAACAACAGGAUCUAUUACAGCAGCAGCAGCAACAGGCUCAGCUACAGCAACAGUUACAGGCUCAGGAACAACAGCCAAGUCAAGUUCAACAGGACCUGUUACUACAGCAACAGCAGGCUCAGUUACAGCAGCAACAACAGGCUCAAUUACAGCAGCAGCAACACCAGGCUCAAUUACAGCAGCAGCAGCAGCAAAAGAAGCAACAGCCUGCCCAUGUCCCUCAGCUGUACCACAUUCAGCUACAGCAUCCCAUGACUGUCCCUCUGUACAGCCAAGUGGUGGCAGGGGUCCCUGCCCAGUCCAUGCCAACGGCUACAGCAGCCCGGCCACCCCUGCAGCAGGCAGCGGAGCCGGGGGCUCCGUCUUAUUCCCGUAGCAGUUCCUCCGCGCUCCCUGUUUUCCCCAGCCCCUCCAGCUCUCACCCCGUCCUGCCCGCUUCGUACCCGGGGGGUGGCUCCGAGGCUGCCCCGGGACAGUCUUCUCUGCUGCAGUCUGUGGAUCAACAGGAGCCCCCAAUCCCCACCCCCACGCCCACUAGCCUCCUCCCUCAUCCCUCUGCUGGAGACACCCCUGCCGAUAGCACCCGAGUUCAGGAGCUGCUGGCGAAGUCUCAGCAAACAAGCAGGGAAAGUUUCCAGCAGUCAGUGCAAAAACAAGACUCUGUCCUCAGAGGCCCUCUGGAUGUGCAGAGCGCUGCGAUUGUGGAGGAAGGGGCCGGGGGGAACGGCAAGCAAGACAAACCCAAACCACAGAGGAGGAUGUCCUGCCUGAGAGCAGACAAGAACGCCCGCUUCCAACUAACCAUGCUGCAGAUCUCCUCGAGCGGAGACAACAUGGUGGAGUGCCAGCUGGAGACCCACAAUAACAAGAUGGUGACCUUCAAGUUCGACACCGACGGAGACGCACCCGAGGACAUUGCAGAGUACAUGGUGGAGGAGGACUUUGUGCUGGAUCUGGAGAAGGAGAAGUUUGUGGAGGAGCUUCACUGCAUCGUGGCUCAGGCCCUGGAGAUCCUGCAGACCGGGUCGAUGGAUCAGAUCAACACUCCACCCCCACCCACACUGGAUUCCUCCCAGUCCUCCCCAGUAGGUCGCUGGCGGUUCUUCAUCAACCAGACCAUCAGACACCGCGAGUCCCAGUCUGGCCAGGGUGCCCCCCUGACCCCUGCUGGAGACUCUGCAGAACUUCAGCCUAUAGAUGGUGACUCUGCUGCAGCUGAAGAGGGCUGGCAGACGGCCACUCAGCCUCUACCUGGCUCUGCGCGGCUCCCAGACCCCUCCGCUACCACAACCAGUGUGCCAGCUGCUGAAUCUACUGUGUUGGGGAUCUUGCAGGCUGGGGUGGGGGGUCCCCAAACUCACCCCGCCACGAUUGAAGGAGAGGAAACAACAACCGCCCCGGCAGCACCUCAACGAAGCAGCGCAGAAGAAUGCGCCCCGAUCGCAGAGGACACCUUGGCCACGCCCGAACGAGAAGAAUCGGAGUUGAACCGGGGUCCCGUUCACGCCCGCAGUGCCACCCCGGAGCCUUGCGUUCAGCCCCUCGUCCUGACUGCUCUGUCCCCCCAGGGGACCCCCCAGAACCAGGGCGGGACCCCAGCUUCCCACCCCAGCCCGGCCCAGCCCUCCUCGGUGCCAGAGUCGGACGGGGAAGGUCCCCCAAAGAUGGAUUUCGUGGACAACCGCAUCAAGACCCUGGACGAGAAGCUACGGAACCUGCUGUACCCGGAGCACAGUGGGACAGGGGCCCCCGCCAGCCCCGUGGUCCCCCUGACAACAUCGGAGGAGGGCCCUGGGGGGGAGGAGGCCACCGCAGGACUGGAGACCCCCCCAGACUCGAAGCCUUCCUCCUCCUCCUCUUCCAGGUCAUCCUCGUGCUCGGAUCUCGCCGCGGUCGGUGCCAGUCAGGGGUCAGAGGUCACCGAAGUCACCCAGUUGUCCGGAGGCGGGGGGGCAGUGCUUCAGGAUCCUGCCCCCGCGGAGGGGCAAGCUGUAGAUCUUGCUGGCCCCUCCCAGCCUACGGUGAAUCCGCUGCCCCCUCUCUGCUCUUUCUCCUGCCCGCUCUUUGAUCGAGACGGCCCCUCUGCUGUGGUCAGGACUCUGCCUGUUGAGCCGGCCGUGUUUGCAAUCCUCCCCCACUCUGAAGCCUCUUCCCCUGGAGACCCAGGGCAGGGAGCCCUCAGAGCCGGAGCACACAAGCUGCAAGCAGGAGGUGGAUAUUUUGGCCUAAGCUUUACUUGUCCUAGUCUCAGAAACGCUGUUAGCAAGAAAUCGUGGAGUCGCAGAUUGAAAAGCUGGGCGUACAAGCUCCGGCACUCGAGCAGCCUUUUCAAGAGAUCAAGAGUCCGUCAAGAGGGCAGUUUGAGCCACACUGGAGAACUAUUUGAAUCAACUUCCGCUGUGGAGUGCAGUGAGGGGCCUGACACUGACCCCAGCCCGGCCAGAGAGGGGCCCCAGCAGAGGGGCCGCUUCAAGGUCAUGACUGUUCCUCAAGAAACCAAUCGCCCUCCCCCAAGAUCUGCAGAUGGGGGGUCCCCUGAACACAAUGUGGGUUUGGAGGAGACUGGGGGGUCCCUCGAAUUCACUGGGGACUCGUCGGAGCUGGAGAAGACAGUGGGCCGGUUCUCAGUGAGGCGAACCUUAGGACUCCAACAGCAGAACCUGGGUCCCAGUCCCGGGCCCCCUGGCGAGACGGACAGCUCUUCCAUCACCCCGGAGCAAGACUCUGAGUCCAGAUCCCCCUCCUCCUCCUCCUCCUCCUCCUCCUCACCGUCAGGGGGCUGGGCCAGCCCAGUACAGCCCAGCUUAGACAGGAGGAGCCCUCCCAGGGCCUGCCCCCCCCAGCAGGAGCAGGGGACCUCGUCCUCCCCCCUGAGCAGUGACGAGGAGUCCGAUGAUCUGAGGAGGGAGCUGCACACGCUCAGAGAGAAGCACAUCCAGGAGGUCGUGACUCUCCAAGCCCAGCAGAACCGGGAGCUGCAGCAGCUGUACGUGCAGCUCCGCCAGCUGAAGGGGUGCAAGGACCCCCCCGUGCCCCAUGGGCUGCCCUUGCAGUGCCUGUCUCCCCGUCGGACCCGCUCCGCCAAGGGCAAGCUACGCAGCCGCCCCCAGUCCAUCACGCAGAACGACAACGGGGUGCUGAACAGCACCGGUGUUCACCCGAUCUGCUGUCUCUCUGGUCCCUCCUCCUGCCUGCUCAGCCCCACCUCCUCGCUCUUCGAUUCCCACAUGAACCUCCAGGAGCCCCUCCAGAACCAGAUCUGCCAGCAGGGGGUCACAGAGCAAGGUCCUGUGAUGUGUAGCAAUGCCAACGCCUGCCAGGAGGGCUCAGCCAAUAAGAAGGGCACGUUCACGGAUGAGCUGCACAAGCUGGUUGAUGAUUGGACGAAGGAGACGGUGGGCACCGCCCACACGAAGCCCAGCCUGAACCAGAUCAAGCAAAUCCAACAGAAGCAAGAGAUCGGUAUCUGGAGCAAGCCUCCCGAGGGUCGACCCACAGGGUGGCAGCCACCUGGGUCGGUGGGGGGGGGGGUCCGGGGCAGGGUGUCCCCCCAGAAUGGAGGCGGAGGGACGAACGGCGGCCUUGCCAGCAGCCCCUCCUGCUGGGGGCCCGGUGGGGGUGGUACCUUUGUACCCGGCUCCGCACCCAUGUACCUACAGCACAGGAAGUACCAGCUACCCAGCACAGCCCUGGACAGGAAGCCCAACUGUCUCCCCCAUACCGAGGCAGCAGCAGCAGCAGCCUGCCAGCCAGCUCUCCUCUACUGGGAACGGGAUACAGACCAGGGUGCAGCCAGGACCCAAAUAGCGGAGCGGAGUGAGAGGAGGGGGCAGGAAGGAGCGAGACUGGUUGGGAAGGAGGAGAGGCUCCCUGCCCGCCUGCCUGCCUGCCUGCCUGAUAUCCCUCAGUUCAUAUAG